UAAUGAGAAUUUUGUUUUUAACUCUUUAUCUUUAUAAAUCAGAGCUGUCUUUCCAUUAUAAUUCAAUUACAAACAUCCCAACAACAUUCAAUUACAGCAAAACCAAUAUUUUUUUCACUUCUCUUAUUUUUCUUCUUCUUCAAUAUAAACAAAUCCGAUUUUCUCGCCAACCAAACACCACUUUUUCCCUCUACCUAUGGCUCCUACCACCGUAACAGCUGAAAACCAACAAAAGGGGCAAUUUGUACCGAAUGAACACAAUGUUUUACAGAAACAUGUUUUGUUCUUCGAUAGAAAUAAAGAUGGAAUUGUUUAUCCAUGGGAGACUUUUCAAGGUUUUAGAGCAAUUGGAUGUGGUUUCCUCUUAUCUACUGCAAGUGCCAUUUUCAUCAACCUUGGCCUCAGCCGAAAAACUCGCCCUGGGAAGUUUCCCUCUCUACUUUUCCCUAUCGAGAUCAAGAACAUCCACAGAGGCAAACAUGGAAGCGAUUCAGGGGCCUACGACACCGAAGGAAGGUUCGUUCAUGAAAAAUUCGAGGAAAUUUUUCGGAAGCAUGCAAAAUCAAAUCCAAAUGCCCUAACAUCAAUGGAACUGAAGGCAAUGCUAAAGGCAAACAGAGAACCAAAGAACUACGCAGGAUGGCUUGCAAGCUUUACAGAAUGGAAAGUUCUGUACAUGCUUUGCAAGGAUAAGGACGGUUUGCUGCAGAAAGACACGGUUAGGGCGGUGUAUGACGGAAGCGUAUUCGAACACUUAGAGAAAGAAAAAGAAUCCGCUAAAAAGAAAACUGUUGUGUGAAAAAAAAAAAGGUUCAAUCAUAGGAGUUGGCUGCAGAAGAUUUGUGCUUGAAUGUGUUUUGUGUAAAGAUUUGUGCUUAAAUGUGUUUUAUGUAAAGAUUUGUUCUUGAAUUUGUUUCUAUGGAAGCUAUGUAAUGAUUGAUGAUUGUUAAGCAAUUUUUACAGAAAAUUAAUUUUAUUAAUUUAUUAAA
Mercurialis annua (annual mercury) is the source of this 989-nucleotide messenger RNA. RefSeq names its product probable peroxygenase 4. NCBI's taxonomy places the organism in Eukaryota, Viridiplantae, Streptophyta, Magnoliopsida, Malpighiales, Euphorbiaceae. The record is from RefSeq and is a predicted model, not a curated record. The transcript has 7 exons. The coding region runs from base 197 to 799 and encodes 200 amino acids. Gene Ontology annotation, molecular function: calcium ion binding; monooxygenase activity.